UGACAAAUGUGUUUGUGUCCACAGCCUCUCACUCUAUGAAGAACUUCUACACUGCUGUCACAGCCGGGAUUGAUUUCCCAGAGUUCACUGCUGUGGGUAUGCUGGAUGAUGAGCCCUUUACAUACUACGACAGCGACAUCAAGAGGAAAAUUCCCAAGACUGAGUGGAUAAAGGAGAAUGUGGGAGCAGAUUACUGGGACCGUUAUACUCAGAUUCUGACUGGUACUCAGCAGACCUUCAAAGCCAAUAUUGGAAUUGCAAUGCAGCGUUUCAACCAGACUCAGGGUGUGCACACUGUGCAGAGGAUGUACGGCUGUGAGUGGGAUGAUGAGACCGGGGCCACAGGAGGGUUCUAUCAGUUUGGAUACGACGGGGAAGACUUCAUUACUUAUGACCUGAGAAACCAGCGUUACUUUGCACCGGUGCAGCAGGCGUUUAUCACUUCACAGAAAUGGAAUAAUGACCCAGCUCAGCUUGAGAACUUGAAGCAGUACCUGACCCAGGAGUGUGUUGACUGGCUGAAGAAGUACGUGAGCUACGGGAGGAGCGCUCUGGAGAGGACAGUUGCUCCUAAGGUCUCUCUGCUGCAGAAGGACCCCUCCUCUCCUGUUGUUACCUGUCAUUUGACCGGAUUCUACCCCCGUGGCGUCAUGGUAACCUGGCAGAGAAACGGAGACGACCUGCAUGAGGACGUAGAGCUGGGGGAGACGGUGCCCAACGAGGACGGAACUUUCCAGACCACAUCUCACCUGACAGUGAAGCCUGAGGACUGGAAGAGCCAAAAGUACACCUGUACUGUACAGCACAGGAGCCUGAAACAGGACAUCGUUCUGUCUGUCAAAGAGGAGAACAUCAAGAGGAACAGCGAUAUCAAGAUUGCUCCUGAGGUCUCUCUACUGCAGAAGGACUCCUCCUCUCGUGUUACCUGUCAUGUGACCGGAUUCUACCCCCGUGGCUUCAUGGUAACCUGGCAGAGAAACGGGGAGGACCUGCAUGAGGACGUAGAGCUGGGGGAGACGGUGCCCAACGAGGACGGAACUUUCCAGACCACAUCUCACCUGACAGUGAAGGCUGAGGACUGGAAGGGCCAAAAGUACACCUGUACUGUACAGCAAAAGAGCCCGAAACAGGAAAUCGUUCUGCCUGUCAAAGAGGAGAACAUCAAGGGGAACAGCGAUAUCAAGAGCUACAAGACGACUAACACCUCUGACACGGAUUCUGAGAACUCCGGCCAGCCUGCAGUAAAAGCCUAAGAUCUCAGUAAAGACUGCGUAAUGCACAGAGAGGAGCUGGAGGAGAGCUACAGCAAGAGGAUCCCACACACACAUACGAACACACACACACGUACAAUACAUGCACACACGUACAAUACACACACACACUCACACACACACACACACACACACACACGCCCACACAAUACAAACAGACACACACACACACAUGCACACACACACGCGCGUGCACAAGCGCACACAAAUAUUUUCACCUUUUCAUUAUGAUCAUCUACAGCUGGUGAUAGUCUGGUGUCCCCGAAGAACAGUUUAGAAAUUAUUUGAAAUGUUGUUGUUUUUUAGAAGCUGAACUAAUAAUUCUUAUUUCAUCAUAAAAAAAUCAGUUCCCAGUGGUCGACCCAACAAAUGGUGUGGCCACCCAUUUUGGCUGGAAGCUCUCAAAACUUUAACAGCCCCCAGAACAAUGUCAAUGGUUGUUUUGCAUUGCAUUUGAUAGCACCUUUGACUCAUUAUCUCAGAAGGCUUUACAGUGAAGGGGGUUACCUCACCUGUGUAGCCCCCACCAGCGUGGUGCACAGCAGCCAUUUUGCGCUGGAACACUCACUGCAUAUCAGUAGUUACAGUCACUUACUGCAGCAGUUAAAAUGGGGGGUUAUCAGGUGGUUGCUGACCUGGGGAUUUUCUGACAAUAGUCAUUGGAUUAAGGGUUCAUUUAACUAAACAUUGAAUGUUAAUGCUGUCCUGGUUCUUCGUUUUCUCUUAGUUUUAAACACUGUACAAAUACACUGUACUGUUCGCAUUGGAUCCAUUAAAGCCCAAAAGAACAUGUACAUUAUUUUAGAUAUUAUGUGCCUAUGAAUUAAUUAAUUACUAUUGUAUAUAUUGAUCAUGAAAUGUUUGAUGAUAAUUAUUAUAUGUUGCAAUAAUGUGCACAUUACGGUGCGAGAUAUUCGGAUUUGGAUGUUUUGUUUAUAUUUGGUACAAUUGCUUUGCACAUUGCACUAAAUGGUUGAUCAUACAGCAGUCAAAAGUGAUGUCAGCCAUUUUCACCUUUGCAUGUGAGAGCAGAGGUGGUGACUGAUGCUUUGUCAUGACUGGGAGCCCAUGCGUUUUCUUCACCACAAAAGCUCUGCAACAGCUCCGCAAGGACUCCACAAUGUGGUCAUCAGAAUGAUUCUGUUUUUUAAUUUGGGUCUUUUGUUAUUGAAAAGAACACAACCCAGAGGAAACAUUUUACUUUGUUUUAAAUAAAUACUGUAUUUUGAGAUGACCAGUUUGUUUUUGGAAUUCUUUGGAGGGAAACGAGCGAGUCUGAAAUUAGGAACCCUACUCCACCUUUUACUCAAGCCAGGGCGAACUCAAAUGGGAACUACGCUCUACAAGUUCCAUUAGAGUACAGUCUGGACACAUGUGAACCACGGAAGUGAUCUUUAUCAAAGUUCCAUCAUUUAAGCCGAAGUCUAAGUUUUCCGCAUUCAGCAAAGAGGUUGGUGGAAAGAUGCACAAUGUGUGACCACAGAGGAAGAGUGUGUAGAAAUCAUUCAAAUUUAUCAAUGACAGAAACUAACACUGGUAUUCCAUCAGUAUUCAGCCAUACUACGGAGUACAUCUGUGGCCUGAGGGUUUACUUAAAUACAACAAAGUUUCUCAUUGUAGUGGCACUCCUGCAAUGCAGCCAAUGCAGCCACUUGAGCCUUGAAGCUUGUUACAACCAAAUGGCGCGUGAUAAAAGAUUCAGAGCCAUUUGUUCGUUUUACUUUCAACUUGUACAAUAAUACGAGCAAAAUAAAACGAUACAGACAGUAUGCUUGCGUGUUCGUAAACACGGUCAAAAACUAUAUUGCUUUAUAGCUUGCAAAGCCCAUUCUACGUCUUUGUUCAAAAUGAUCUAACAUAAAGCAUAACGUAACACUAAGCAUUCUGGUAUUACUUAAAGGGGGGUAUUCUCAAUACAAAAAAACAAUUUUACAGUUAUGCAAAGAAAUAUAUCUAAUAAAAUAAUAAUGUGAAUGCUUACUAUGUUGCAAUAACCAAAUUAAAAUAUUUAUUUUGAAGGUUACACUCAUUAUUUCCUCACUCAGAAGUUGAUUGAUAAUCAAUCCACUUUGUGGAAUUCAAAGAUUUGGUUCAAAUCAAUGUAAUAGAGAUAUGUGCAUGUUUGCAAUAACAGAACGAAACAAUCUUUAGUCAGAUUUUUUUCCCGCGUAUUUGUCAUGUUUCAUCUGUUGUCCUUUAUGUUUAUACUGAUCUGUUUAUAUUGCCUCUUGGCUGCGCACUGAAGGAUAAACAUGCUUUCAUCUAAAAUAUCUGAUCAUCAUAUUUCUGGGGUUGUGUGAGUGUUGUUUUUAUUCUAAUUCAGAUCUGGCUGAGCAACUGUGAGUCAGAAUUUUUAAAAAUUUUAAGCCUUUUUAAAAUAAUAAUAAAACAUUGAUUUCAAGCCUGAAAUCCGAUACACUAUACAGAGAUAUAGCCGAACAGCUCAUUUUUUAACCCCAGUCCCUGGGCAGGUGAAUGCCCAGGUGUUGCAGGCUGGGUCCCAUCCUGCACUCCUACAGGCCAUGAACGGACAGGAGAAUGGAGUACGAGAGAAAACAAGUGUAGCUGGGCGGUGAAGAAAAACCAAGUUUUAUUUAUGCACAUAAGGAGGUGGGUCCAAAUGGUGGUGGGGUGGGGGGUGUAAAAGAUCACUGUAAAUAAUGCCCCUUCUGUAUGAUGUUGCCUCUAUUGUAGUUGAUUUAACACUGCUGAGGUUGAUUUAGCACUGCUGGGGUUGAUUUAGCACUGCUGGGGUUGAUUUAACACUACUGGGGUUGAUUUAACACUGCUGGGGUUGAUUUAACACUGCUGGGGUUGAUUUAACACUGCUGGGGUUGAUUUAGCACUGCUUGGGUUGAUUUAGCACUGCUGCUGAUUAUGUAACAUUUUUAGUGUGCAGUACAGGGGGAGCUGCUGCUUACUUUCAUCAACUACAAUUAAGAGUGGGAACGCAAACAAACAGUAGCAGGACUUCUGCUGUUGAUAUUGUAAAUAUAGCUUUUUAUGAUGUAAUUUUAUUCCGGUUUUCUGUUGUGCUGAUACAUAUGCAUACAUGUAUGAAGGUGUUAAGAUUUUCUGGAAUAAAAUUUACAUUUGGAAGUGU
This is a messenger RNA of Anguilla rostrata (American eel), 4374 nucleotides long. Its product is annotated as H-2 class I histocompatibility antigen, alpha chain-like. The transcript has 7 exons. The record is from RefSeq and is a predicted model, not a curated record. Gene Ontology annotation, cellular component: external side of plasma membrane. Gene Ontology annotation, biological process: immune response. NCBI's taxonomy places the organism in Eukaryota, Metazoa, Chordata, Actinopteri, Anguilliformes, Anguillidae. Bases 36 to 1253 code for a protein of 405 amino acids.